Zingiber officinale is the source of this 597-nucleotide messenger RNA. RefSeq names its product acyl-CoA-binding protein-like. The transcript is spliced from 4 exons. Lineage: Eukaryota; Viridiplantae; Streptophyta; Magnoliopsida; Zingiberales; Zingiberaceae. Gene Ontology annotation, biological process: fatty acid metabolic process. The coding region runs from base 128 to 400 and encodes 90 amino acids. The record is from RefSeq and is a predicted model, not a curated record. Gene Ontology annotation, molecular function: fatty-acyl-CoA binding.
CUAGCUUCUGUGAAACCAAAGCAACUUCCUCUUUGGCGUCUCUGUAUAUCAGUCCGCCUCAUCCCUGGCUUCUUGCGAAGGAAGCAAACAGAUCGACAGCGGCAAAAAGGAGGAGAAAGCAGCGGCGAUGGGCUUGAAGGAGGAGUUCCAAGAACAUGCCGAAAAAGCCAGGACUUUGCCUAAUACUACUACUAAUGAGAGUUUGCUGAUCAUCUAUGGCCUCUACAAGCAAGCAACGGUUGGACCAAUUAAUACUAGUCGCCCUGGAAUAUUCAACCAAAGGGACAGAGCAAAGUGGGAUGCCUGGAAGGCAGUUGAAAGCAAAUCCCAGGAGGAAGCUAUGAGCGACUACAUCGCCAAGAUCAAGCAAUUGCUGGAAGAGGCUGCAGCAGCCGAAUAAAACUCUGUUUGAGUGGUAUCAUCUGCUGCCGUAGUGAUUGGUAAUCUUAUUAGCCUUCCCUUGCAUCCACCAAAUAAGUAGUGUUUAGUGUUGUUUCUCUUUUGUAACCUGGCUUGGAGCUCACAAUCUGUUUCUGAACUCUGUUGCAAACCUGGUAUUGUUUACAAUUCAAUGCAAACUUUCAAUAUGAUUGGUGA